Moneuplotes crassus is the source of this 1204-nucleotide messenger RNA. The record is from the annotation of a GenBank genome assembly. Lineage: Eukaryota; Ciliophora; Spirotrichea; Euplotida; Euplotidae.
UAUAUUUAUAAUGGCCAAUUCUCUUCCGAUAUGGAAAGUAUACUGCUUGAUGGCAGCCCUUGUUGUUGUAGGGGCUGUAGGAGCUUGAAUAGCGAAGUUACAAGGUUUACAACGGGUUGAUAGUGGUGAUAGAUGGGAGCACCCGUGGUUUCAAGCGUUCGCAAUGUUUGUAGGAGAGAUACUGUGUCUUUUCUACUACUUCAUUGAGAAAUAUCUGGAUAAGAGGAAGUAUGGCCCAAGGGGCUUACAUCCUCGGAUCCAUGAAGCUCGGAGGCAGGGAUUGAAAACAAGAAUUAAUUUAUUCAUGUUUGCUAUCCCAGCGUCUUGCGACGCUGUGGCUACAGCAAUGAUAUAUUUCGCUUACCUCAAUAUUCCUUUGAGUGUAGCUGAGAUGAUGCAAGGAGCUUUGGUGCUAAUGACUACGUGCGCUUCAGUAAUAUUUCUUGGUAAGAAAUUUUUCCUAUACCAGUGGGGCAGCCUGGUCUUCAUUGUUGGCGGAAUCUGACUGGUAGGUGCCUCAAGUAUUAAGAAUGAUAAAGGAACUGAUGGAAACCCAGUACUAGGUGUUUGCUUAAUGCUAGGAGCGUUGUUGAUCCAAUCAGCACAACUCAUUGUGGAAGAGAAGCUUUUCAGGACUUAUUACCUGAGUCCUUUGAAAGUUGUUGGGUUUCAAGGUCUUUUUGGAAUCUGCAUCUACCUCGUAUUCCUACCAAUAGCAUAUUUUAUUAAGUGUGGUGGUGAUCUUUGCCCAGCAGGAAGGCUUGAGGACUCCCUGAUGGCUUUAAGAGGGCUCAAGGAAAAUUAUAUUCUCUUAAUUUUGGUUAUCGCUUUGAUGAUUGAUAUAUCAGUUUUUAAUACAUUGGGAAAUUCAGUUACUAAAUAUGCCUCAUGAGCAAAUAGAGCUACAAUUAAUACCGUCAAAGUUGUCCUCGUAUGGAUCUUCUUUUUAAUUUACUGGGGAGAAGGCCAAGAACAUUUCCAUUGGCUACAAUUUGGAGGCUUUAUCCUGAUAGUCAUCGGCACAUUUACAUUUAACUACAUGAAAGACAAGCAGCUCACACAACAAGAGGAGGAAUCUGCCGCAUCUUACAGACCUCUGGUAGCAGAAGUGAACAAAUCUGAUAACAUAAUAUCCCCAUCAACCACAAGCGACAGAGAAAGGUUUGUCUCUAUCUAAGCUCAGUGCAAUUUCAAUUUCUCCAAA